UUGGCAAUUCGAAGAGCGUUGGCACCUGACUCUGAUCAACAAGUGGCAAGUGGAAAGUAGAAAGUCCUAGUACGCGGUGAAGUGUUCGGUUUCUGAAAAGUUCACUAAAAGUUACCAAAAGAAAAUUUCGAAAGAAAAUUAUAACUGACGUCGGACAAUUUGCGUGCAGCUUGCGAAAUAAUAUUUAUUGAAAAAUGUGGUACAGCAAGUGCAGUUGGACAUUGGUAGUGUUGGUGGCGCUCUUUGCUCUCGUCACAGGUUCCUGCCUGGAAUACGGACAUUCCUGUUGGGGAGCUCAUGGCAAGCGGUCCGGCGGGAAGGCGGUCAUAGAUGCCAAACAGCAUCCCUUGCCAAAUUCAUAUGGCUUGGAUAGCGUGGUGAAGCAACUGUACAACAACCAGAACAACCAGGACGAGGACAACAACGAUGAGGACAGCAACAGCAACGCGAAUGCGAAUAGUGCCAACAACAUACCACUGGCAGCUCCAGCCAUUAUAAGUCGUCGAGAGUCGGAGGAUCGGCGAAUCGGUGGCCUAAAGUGGGCGCAGCUGAUGCGACAGUACCGCUACCAAUUGCGCCAGUUGCAGGAUCAGCAGCAGCAGGGGCGUGGCAGGGGCGGGCAGUACGAUGCGGCAGCCGAGAGUUGGAGGAAACUGCAGCAGGCUCUGCAGGCUCAAAUCGAUGCCGACAAUGAGAACAACUCGGGCUACGAGCUCACGAAGUGAACAUUCCGAGGCCAGUUGCCAAAUUGAAAUUAUGCAGAUAACACGCUAGCUAAGCCAGAAGAACAAAGGGAAAAGCGAAAUGAAAAGAUAUUUAUCACACGCGAGAUCAUUGCAUGCCGGGCAUCAAUUAACAAAAAAAUCAAUUUAAAUCAAUUAACGCAGUCGGAAGAAGAGAUCGGAGCAGGCGCACUUAACACGUAAAAUUCGUUGUGGUUUUUUAUUAUUAGACUUACUGAGCCGAUCAGUGGAAUCCUUUGGCCAUAUUGCGUCACUGGCUGGAUGCCGCAAUAAUGGCCUGCUUCGUUUUCGUUCACUUAACCGUACUUAAUCCCUAACUAAGCAUAUGCAGAUACGCAGAUACGAUCUUAAGAAUUACCACUAAUAAAAGCUAACAUUGAGUGCA
Drosophila sechellia is the source of this 1128-nucleotide messenger RNA. RefSeq names its product neuropeptide CCHamide 1 (gene CCHa1). Gene Ontology annotation, biological process: neuropeptide signaling pathway. Lineage: Eukaryota; Metazoa; Arthropoda; Insecta; Diptera; Drosophilidae. Gene Ontology annotation, molecular function: neuropeptide hormone activity. The coding region runs from base 195 to 725 and encodes 176 amino acids. The transcript has 4 exons. The record is from RefSeq and is a predicted model, not a curated record.